Tuber melanosporum (Perigord truffle) is the source of this 1634-nucleotide messenger RNA. RefSeq lists its product as uncharacterized. The transcript has 8 exons. NCBI's taxonomy places the organism in Eukaryota, Fungi, Ascomycota, Pezizomycetes, Pezizales, Tuberaceae. The record is from RefSeq and is a predicted model, not a curated record. Gene Ontology annotation, biological process: proteolysis. Gene Ontology annotation, molecular function: metalloaminopeptidase activity. The coding region runs from base 111 to 1370 and encodes 419 amino acids.
AGCUCAAAUUGCCCCCAAAUUCCCUUUUUCCUCUCUCUCCCUUUCGCUUUCCAAACACUCAGGCUCGUGCCUUAUUUCUAACGAAAAAAAAAAAACACAGUUCACAAAUGAUGGGCACCACUGUGGGGGCGGCCAUCGUGUAUCUCGAGAAGAUGAAAGUCUCGGAGGAGGACAAGGUUUCCAAUGGCAACAAUCUUGUCAACGAAAAUUCCGAGGACGAGGAAGAAGAAGCUGGGGCUCCAGGAGUAGGUGCUGUCAAAAAGAAGAAGAAGAAAAAGAAGCCUAAGAAGAAGAACAAGUCGGCUGCAUCCACACAGUCGAACCCCCCCAGAGUUCCCCUCGAUCAGUUAUUCCCCAAUGGCCACUUUCCGGUUGGGGAAGAGUGUGAUUAUCAUGAUGAGAACCUCAAGCGCAACACCGACGAAGAGAAACGACAUUUGGAUAGGAUGAACAAUGACUUUUUGACGGAUUAUAGGAAGGGUGCUGAAGUUCAUCGGCAGGUUAGGCAGUGGGCUCAGGGGUGGAUUAAGCCUGAUAUGAGCCUUACUGAGAUUACUGAGGGGAUUGAGAACUCUGUCCGGGCCUUGACUGGCCAUGAUGGUUUGACUGAGGGUGAUUCUUUACUUGCCGGAAUGGGAUUUCCGACUGGUGUUAGCAUUAAUAACUGUGCUGCGCAUUAUACCCCUAAUGCGGGAAAUAAGAUUACUGUCAAGCAGAAUGAUGUCAUGAAGGUGGACUUUGGUGUUCAUGUGAAUGGAAGGAUCAUCGACAGCGCUUUCACCAUGACCUUCAACCCUGUUUAUGAUAAUCUCCUUGCUGCUGUGAAAGAUGCUACUAACACUGGUAUUCGUACUAUGGAGAGUUACGAGGUCGAAAUUGGGGGAACAACUAACCAAGUGAAGCCAAUUCGCAACCUGAACGGCCACAAUAUCAAUCAAUUCCAGAUCCAUGGCGGCAAGAGCGUUCCGAUUGUUAAGGGUGGAGACCACACCAAGAUGGAGGAAGGAGAAACCUUUGCUAUUGAAACAUUCGGCAGCACCGGGAAAGGUUAUGUCCGCGAUGAUUUGGAGGUUUCGCAUUACGCUAGACGGAUAGAUGCACCUAAUAUCUCCCUACGCCUUACUUCUGCCAAGAAUAUCCUCAAUGUCAUCAACAAGAACUUUGGGACAUUACCUUUCUGCAGGAGGUAUCUCGAUCGUCUUGGGCAGGAUAAGUAUCUUCUCGGGUUGAACAAUCUCGUUGCUAGUGGUAUCGUGGAAGCAUAUCCGCCUUUGUGCGAUAUCAAGGGGUCUUACACUGCCCAGUAUGAACACACAAUCUUGCUCAGACCAACCAUCAAGGAGGUGGUAAGUAGGGGUGUCGAUUACUAGUGCUGGAUUCUUUCUGUACCCUUUUUGCUCGGAAAAUAAUUGCAUCAGAAUCGAUAGAAAUGGUCGAUGGUGGUUCUUCAUGUCUUUUUUAACAUACCAAAAUGGGAAGGGGAUUGUUGUUUUCAUGUUCCGCUUAUUUGGGGGGUUCGCGGUUUGGCACUGAAAUUCCGGGGCUUCGUCCAUUGUCGCCAUUUUCUCCACUGUAUUGAAAACCAGAAAAAAAGCUUAUCAAAUAUUUGGCUGUAAGCGGGCUAGCUACUACUA